Messenger RNA from Cololabis saira (Pacific saury), 2117 nucleotides. Its product is annotated as ras-related protein Rab-11A. Gene Ontology annotation, biological process: exocytosis; melanosome transport; neurotransmitter receptor transport, endosome to postsynaptic membrane. The coding region runs from base 100 to 744 and encodes 214 amino acids. NCBI's taxonomy places the organism in Eukaryota, Metazoa, Chordata, Actinopteri, Beloniformes, Belonidae. Gene Ontology annotation, cellular component: transport vesicle; postsynaptic recycling endosome; axon. Gene Ontology annotation, molecular function: GTP binding; GTPase activity. The record is from RefSeq and is a predicted model, not a curated record. The transcript is spliced from 5 exons.
AAGAAGAAGCUCCGUCUGCAGCAGCUUCACAUCUGGACCUGCAGUUCUGGUUCUGGUUCUGUUCUGGUUCUGGUUCUGGUUCUGGUUCUGGUCAGGACGAUGGGCGCCCGGGACGACGAGUACGACUACCUGUUCAAAGUCGUCCUCAUCGGGGACUCCGGCGUGGGGAAGUCCAACCUUCUGUCUCGCUUCACGAGGAACGAGUUCAACCUGGAGAGCAAGAGCACGAUCGGCGUGGAGUUCGCUACACGUAGCAUAGCGGUGGACGGGAGGACGGUGAAGGCCCAGAUCUGGGACACGGCGGGACAGGAGCGCUACCGCGCUAUCACCUCCGCCUACUACCGCGGCGCGGUGGGGGCCCUGCUGGUCUACGACAUCGCGAAGCACCUGACCUACGAGAACGUGGAGCGCUGGCUGAAGGAGCUGCGAGAUCACGCCGACGGAAACAUCGUCAUCAUGCUGGUGGGAAACAAGAGCGACCUGCGGCACCUGAGGGCGGUGCCCGCCGACGAGGCCCGCGCCUUCGCAGAGAAGAACGGUCUGUCCUUCCUGGAGACGUCAGCGCUGGAUUCAACUAACGUGGAGACGGCGUUUCAGACAAUCCUGACAGAGAUCUACCGGAUCGUGUCCCAGAAACAGAUGUCUGAGCGUCAGGACGGAGAGUCUCCCAGCAACAACGUGGUCAACAUCCAGGUCCAGCCCACGGAGAACAAGCCAAAGAUGCAGUGCUGCCAGAACAUCUAGUCCUGGUCCUGGUGGGGACCCUGGUCCUGGUCCUGGUCCUGGUCCUGGUGGGGACCCUGGUCCUGGUCCUGGUCCUGGUCCUGGUCCUGGUCCCUGGUCCCUGGUCCUGGUCCUGGUCCUGGUCCUGGUGGGGACCCUGGUCCUGGUCCUGGUCCUGGUCCUGGUCCUGGUCCUGGUCCUGGUGGGGACCCUGGUCCUGGUCCUGGUCCUGGUCCCGACCCCUGAAGGACUGCCCCCCCUCUUUAGGUUCUGCAGGACAGCAGUUUCAAAUCACCGUAAGCCUGAGUUCUGGUUCUGCGUCAAAUCGACGGCGUGUGAUACGGGUCGACGCGUAGCACACGCCGUCGCUGACGCCGUGACCGACACCGUCGCUGACGCCGUGACCGACGCCGUCGCUGACGCCGUCACUGACACCGUCGCUGACGCCGUCGCUGACGCCGUCGCUGACGCCGUCACCGACCUGCUCCUCCCGAAAAUUAUAACUACUCGUGGAGGCGACGCAGACCACACGCAGACGAGAGGGCUGUGAUUGGUUCUUGGUAGCAACGCAUUUCCUGUUUCCGGUUUGAAACAGUCGUGAACUUUCAGCCUCUUUUCUUCGUGUUGUGGGUGAUUUUUUUUGUUUUGGUUUUUUGCACAAUAGUUGUCCACUUUGACCGGACAAAGUCGGAUAAACCAUUCAGGAAAAGAUGGUGAAUUAGCGGUCACGGGGGGAACUGCACCGCGGAGAAAUGGAGUGACGGAGAAGUCCGAAGGUUCACGACAGCGUCGUGGCGACGGCGUCGUGGCGACGGCGUCACGGCGACGUCGUCACGGCGACAGCGUCACGGCAACGGUCUCACGGCGACGGCAUUACGGCGACGGCGUUACGGCGACGGUGUCACGGCGACGGCGUCGCGUCACGGCGACGGCGUCACGGCGACGGCGUCACGGCGACGGUGUCACGGCGACGUCACGGUGACGGCGUGUGCUCUGCGUUGGUUUAACGCAGAACCUUAACUCAAGCUUUAGAUUCAUGAAGCUGCGGCACCGAAAUGUCUGAUUAUGAAUGUUAAUCCUUCACCUCCUUGUUUCUCCUUCACCUCCUUGUUUCUCCUUCACCUCCUUGUUUCUCCUUCACCUCCUUGUUUCUCCUUCACCUCCUUGUUUCUCCUUCACCUCCGUUCCUCCUCUCAUUUCUUGUGUGAAUAUGAAUCACAUCACAUGCUCUGAAGGUUCCCAGCACCCGCUUAGCCCCGCCCCCUCACCUGAGGCCCCGCCCCCUCACCCGCUUAGCCCCGCCCCCUCACCCGAGGUCCCGCCCCCUCACCUGAGGCCCCGCCCCCUCACCUGAGGCCCCGCCCCCUCACCCGCUUAGCCCCGCCCCCUCAGCU